Marchantia polymorpha subsp. ruderalis is the source of this 3149-nucleotide messenger RNA. The record is from the annotation of a GenBank genome assembly. NCBI's taxonomy places the organism in Eukaryota, Viridiplantae, Streptophyta, Marchantiopsida, Marchantiales, Marchantiaceae.
GGCGGCUUCCAUCAAUGAUUUGAACGAAGGUUUGGUACAAUUUGAAACCUUCCAUCUCCGCUUCCCGCGCCGCCUCCGCGCACAGGACUCCAAUUGGCGCAAACAGACCAGUGACACGGUGGCAGACGGUACAGUCACCCAUGCCGACACAUGUUUCUCUGGGUUUCUGCAUAAAUUGCGAACGCGAACGCUGAGGGAAGGAAUUGGUGGGGGCCGACGUUCCGAUAUUCGCUAAUCUAACAGCAAGGAACGGAAACACGGAGCCCGUGAAUUCCAGGACAGUGACGCGUGAUCAAGAACGCUCUCGAGAGCCGAGGCUUCCAGUGCUCUGCGGAACUUCCACAGCUACCACGAAUUAAGGCCAGAGAGAGGUUCUGGUGGUUGCGGUUAUUGAUGGCAUUGCAUAAUUCAAGCUUCCAGUUUUCAGUGACCACGAGAGAUGCGUCAUUGUAGACAAAUGCUGCUCCAACUAGACCUCCUGAGCGGCGCCCGCCCCAGGCCCUGCAGUGAACACACACACUAGAAAUCGGAAGGUCGGCAGGUUGUAUUGCCAGGUCUGGGGUCCAGAGACGAUCAGACAAGUCUAAAUGUGAAUCGUCUGAGAUGUUUGUUGGACCGUCAAAUUGAGCGCCAGGAAGGAUGCAAGGCAAAGAAGCAAUAAAAGGGUCAGGGGGCUGGAAGUAGGACAAUCGCUAGAGAUGUGCAAGCGAAAGUGAUUCCUUUGUUUGUUGCCGGUUUCAUAGCACCUGCUCCGGAUCUCGAUCCAUCAGGGGCAUGUCGUGACGAUACAUAGUCGCAUCUCGGAUGAUCAUGAGUACCUUUCCGGCCAAGAUCGGAGAAAGAAAAUCGUGGCGGAGCUCAGCUGCAGCUGACCCCUCCCUGUCCCUGAGCACAUGCGCAGGCUCAGCAGGCGGACGGCGUACACUCGGUACCUUCCUUGUGUUGACCACAUUAAAAACUCAUUUGGCUCCAGCCUGUACUCCGCGAGAACUCAUGCACGACGUGGGUCAGGAACAUCUUCGAGGAUAGACUUUAACUUUCGAAGUUGUUGGAUUCGAUUGAAGGAUGCAUGCUUGCAUCGAUAAGACUUGUCGAGCUUGACAGGUGUGUAGACUAGAUAGAAUGCAGCGACGCAAUCGUACAAAGCAAGAAAAUAAUCCAAGAUAUCCACGUCGUUUCUUGCUACCCGGCGACACAACACCUGUAGUUUGUGUCUACACGAUUCUACUGGAGCUUCAAUCGUAAAGUCAGAUGGAGCUGAAGAUUGCCUUCAGCCUGAGAUGUUUCCUUAACGUUGGAGAGAGAGGCCUGACUACAAUUGUGCUCAUCAGCACUUAUCUCGUGCAGCUGCAGUUUAUGAUUCACAAUGUUGCCGGACACACAACUUUACACAUUCGUAACAUCUCAUCGACCGACUCCCCGCCAUCGGCUGACAUAAUCCUCACGGACCUGUUUCCCAAGACUACUUUUCACAGAUCUCUAUACGCACUGUGGUCCCCUAAUCAUGCCGAAGUUUCGAAGGACGAGCUGACUGUGAAGCUUAAGCUCGACUAUUUUUCAGGUUGCGCGAUCAAGUCAAUAGAGAAAUACUACCAUGGCUUUUUUAGCGCUGCCAUCAAGCUCCCAGGAAACUACUCUGCGGGAGUAGUCACCACAUUUUAUAUGUCGAACAACGAAGCUUUUCCAAAGAAUCACGAUGAAUUCGACUUCGAAUUUCUGGGUACCAUACCUGGAGAGCCUUACACCGUUCAGACCAAUAUCUAUGGCAACGGUGGCACCCACAUAGGACGAGAACAGAGGUUUCGUUUGUGGUUUGACCCAACCGAAAAUUUUCACAACUACAGCUUCCUCUGGACGGCUAACCAUACUGUAUUCUUUGUGGACAACAUACCGAUUUGGGAGUUUCCUAGGCUGGCAAGUAUGGGAGCUCAGUACCCAUCUAAGCAAAUGUCUCUAUACGCCACCAUAUGGGAUGCCUCUCGUUGGGCCACAGAUGGAGGUCUUUAUAAAGUGAACUACGACUACCAGCCUUUCAUAGCUACGUACUCAAACAUCAUACUCAGUGGGUGCCCCAAUUUCAAUCCUUCAAAGUCACCAGUCGAUUCAUGUCCACCAAUUUACAACGAGCCCAUUCCUCCCGGGCUGACCAGGCAGCAGCUACAUGCGCUUCAUUGGGUGCAGCAAAACCACAGAUUUUACUCGUACUGUACUGAUCUUAAACGAUAUCCGGACAUAGCAGAUAUACCCGAGUGUGCAGCAGAAAGAGCACAAAAUAUGCAUGUGGGACAUGGGCACUCUCAGAUGCAUUCCACAGAGCAUACAACAACUACAGCCCCUUUUCGUCCUGGAAAAGUUACGAAAAUUGAGCCGGCACCAGUAGAAGGUCACUGACGCCUCAUAUUCUAGAUCACGAGCCAAAACAGAUUUGGAAUCGGGAUAACUCAAACAGUCAUGCAUGCUACGUAGACGACUGCUUCAGUUAAAUCUGUUAUGCAAGCCUCGCUCACAUAUUUAGUGCUCGCUUGCAAGGAAAGGAUGUUGCAAAAGUCUGGCCAAUGACAUGUGUGGAGUUGUUCAAGCAAUGCCAGACGUUUUAGUUUUUUUCCCAAAAAUUAAGCUUUCUCGUGCAUAUCUGAGGCAACUUAACAGACAUAGGGAAUUCACUUUCCAUUUAAGAACAUUAGCAUAUCAUAUGCACAGGAAGCACUCAUGUAACUACUUCAGUUAAGGCAUCUAUGGCUACCAAGUUCGACCGUACUGUUGAUCACGGUUAACUUUCGGUGACUAUUGGAAGGAACUCAGCUUCAGAACGCGAGACAGGUCUUGUAAGUCGGCCAUUAUGGACCUGCAGGAUUGUCUUUUUCCACCCAAAAAAUGUGUGAAAGUCCUGUGGCAUGAAAAACUUAAACAGGAUGAUUUAGCUGCUGCCAGAAGAUCGCUCCUGGACUGGCUGCUACUUUGAGCAAGCUAAAGUUGCAGUUGGUAGUUCCGGGAUUCGUCUCUAGAUUGAGCAGAAGAUUAGAAUAAGCAUCCACAAGCAUCCAGGAUCGUAACUGAAGGUCAUGAUAUGCCUCAUCCAUUGACAGCUUGAUAUCAGUGGUCUCAUGUACGUAUGUCUUUGUUUCUCAUUAAAAACCACUCUUCACCGC